Molecule: messenger RNA, 6958 nt
Organism: Alosa alosa (allis shad)
Lineage: Eukaryota; Metazoa; Chordata; Actinopteri; Clupeiformes; Clupeidae
Gene: ulk2
Product: unc-51 like autophagy activating kinase 2
Exons: 27
Coding region: 1177-4257 (1026 amino acids)
Biological process (GO): axon extension; autophagosome organization; positive regulation of autophagy
Cellular component (GO): autophagosome; cytoplasm
Molecular function (GO): ATP binding; protein serine/threonine kinase activity
Source: RefSeq, a predicted model, not a curated record
GGCAGUGACAUUGUAUUGCUGCACCGAGGGAAGUGGUCUGUACGAACAUGAUACAGAUCCAAACGUGACAGAAACGUGUUUAACAUUCUCGGCUGGAGCACAACAUUUGCAAAGAAAUCGACUGCUACACGGGAAAUAGCAAGCUAAUCUGGCUAAUGUUAGCUGAACCAUCGUAACACACAGUGGUCCCUUUCUCAAGUGGACCUCUGGAGCUGCUGACAAGAAUAUUCAAAGAAGAAUAUAUCGAAGAGAUGGUCCAGUUUUGGGAUUAAAAAGAAGAUUGUCACGUGGACGCCACAGUUCCAUUGAGAAAACAGACUCUUCUUCAUAGAACGUCUUAGCCUACUAAUGGGAAAGAUAAGAAUGAGAAGACCGAUUUGUCAUUGUGACAACCUUACUUCCAUUCUUCGACGAUCCUGAGUAGCCUACCCUUGUAUUCUAAUCUCGAUUGCUGACGGGAUAGAAUAUUAUACGCUAGAUAUACCUGAAAAUCGUAAAGAAUUUCAACCACACGCCUUGUUUGUUUGUUAGCGAGCACCUUAAGGUAGCUACUAUAUUAGCCUGAUAGCAAAAUAUGUCAGUUGGCUUUGCCAGAUAACUAGAGACAGUGAUGUUUUGUUUGCAAAUCAGGAAUACGAACUAAAACCAUGUAGUUUGUCAGUUGCCAUACGAGGGCCAUUGACACAAUAAAAUGUUAGCUUUCCUUGGUGACUUGAUUACGAGCUAAUUGUGUCAUGAAAUGACAGCUGGACGCUGCCCAUUAUGUCACCUUGAUUGACAAGCAUGAAUAUCAGCAGGUAGUGUAUCGCUACAUAACAAGCCAAGGUGCUGGUAAGAAACGGAGCAUCGCUAGCAUAGCAAUGAUACAUUACAGUGUGGGUCAUCCCAUCAUCGCGACGUCGAGUAAGAGUAUUCUAGACGUUUUAUUGGACUGCAAAAUGCAUCGGUCCAUGUUGGUGUAAUCGGACCGUCUCGCCUGUGCCUGUUUUUGUUUAUGUGCAAUAGAACCUGUCUGCGGUGUGAAUUAUUUUAAAAUGAUAUUGAGAUUGGAAGUCUUUCAGAAUAGAGUAGAAUAUCUUUUCGUUCAAUGGCCAAAUAAUAUGUUAGCUCAGUGGUAACCGAGCAGCCAAGCAUCAUCAUCUAUAACGUGCUUAUUUACUCGGACACUGACUAAACAUGGAGACGGUGGGAGACUUUGAAUAUAGUAGGAAGGACCUAGUUGGACAUGGAGCUUUUGCUGUCGUUUUCAAAGGACGACAUAAAAAAAAGACUGACUGGGAAGUUGCCAUCAAGAGCAUUAACAAGAAGAAUCUCAGCAAGUCUCAGAUUCUGCUUGGCAAGGAGAUAAAAAUUUUGAAGGAGCUUCAGCAUGAAAACAUUGUUGCCCUUUAUGAUGUCCAGGAAACGUCAAACUCUGUGUUCCUGGUGAUGGAGUAUUGCAAUGGAGGUGAUCUUGCUGACUACUUGCAAGCCAAGGGAACCCUGCGUGAGGACACCAUGCGCAUCUUCCUGCAGCAGAUCGCCGCAGCCAUGCGCAUCCUGAACAGCAAGGGCAUCAUCCACCGUGACCUCAAGCCCCAGAACAUCCUGCUGUCUUACUUGGCCCGCAAGAAGUCUGGCAUCAGCGGCAUCCGAAUCAAGAUCGCUGACUUUGGCUUUGCACGCUACCUCCAGAGUAACAUGAUGGCAGCCACCCUGUGUGGGUCCCCUAUGUACAUGGCCCCGGAAGUGAUUAUGUCCCAGAACUAUGAUGCCAAAGCAGACCUGUGGAGCAUCGGGACGGUCAUUUACCAGUGCCUGGUGGGAAAGCCACCCUUUCAGGCAAACAGCCCUCAGGAUCUGAGGAUGUUCUAUGAGAAGAACAAGAACCUGGUGCCAAACGUCCCGCGGGAGACAUCGCCUCCGCUGGCGGACCUGCUGCUGGGGCUGCUGCAGAGGAACCAGAAGGACCGCAUGGACUUUGAUGCUUUUUUCAGCCACCCUUUCCUUGAGCCGACAUCAGCCAUAAAAAAAUCCUGCCCAGUCCCCGUGCCCAACGUCCCUGGCUCCGUGACCGACAGCUCCUGCGGCAGCUCUCCCUGUCGCUACGUCUCACCUCCUUCACUGCCGGACAUGCAGACCGUCCCGGAGGACGUGCUGUCCUCGCCGCUGCUGGGCCCGCCCAACUACCUGCAGCUGUCCAAAGAGUCCGGCGGCAGCACCAGCAGCAAGAACUCCUCCUGCGACACGGACGACUUUGUGCUGGUGCCCCACCUUACCGGAGAGCAGUCCUACGACGUGCCCAUGGGAACAGCCGGCCGCCGCCCGUCCAGCGAGUUCCUCCUGUGUGGCGGGCAGCCGCAGGCCGCGUCUGGACAGCCCCCACUGGUGUCUCCGCGGGCAGAGACCACCCCCAUCCCGGUGCCCACGCAGGUGCGCAACUACCAGCGGAUCAAGCAGAACCUCUCGAGCAGUCCCACCAACACCAUGUAUGGCUCACCCAGGUCGGGCACCGUGCGGCGCUCCAACACCAGCCCCAUGGGCUUUCCCAAAGUGGGCUCCGGCUCGCCUAGUUCUGCCGAGGUGACCCAGACCCUCGGCCGACGCCUUUCCACCGGGAGCUCCCGGCCCUACUCGCCUUCCCCUCUCGUGGGCACUAUCCCAGAGCAGCUGGGCCACUGUUGCUGUGGACACCCCCAAGGCCAUGAGGCACGCAGCCGCAGUUCCUCAGGAGGCUCCCCGUCGUCUCAGCUGCUGGGGACUCGUCUCCAGAGCGCGCCCACGCUCACUGACUUCUACCAGAACAAGCAGAAGCUCCACAAGCAGCUCUCGGACCCCGUGCACCCCACCACGGCCGCCUACCCUACCAGCCACUCCCCGCAGCUGGGUCGCCCCAGCAACCUCGGGACCUCCCCCACCAAACACCUAGGCUCAUCUCCGCGCACCUCUGAUUGGUUCAUGAAGUCUCCUCUGCCCACAAUCAUUGGCUCUCCGACCAAGACAACGGCCCCCUUUAAAAUCCCCAAGACCCAGGCCUCCUGUAACCUCAUGGCGUUGGCCGACAGCCCCACCCCUCCCAAAACCCUGAUGGACGUCCACCACUGCUCCCCCAGCACCGGGGGGCGCCAGUCCACACCAGAGGCCAGUAGGACCACCUUUGGCAGGUCUGUGAGUACGGGACGGCUGUCGGAGCAGCCCAUCCGCAUCACCCUCGGGGGUCAGCAGUAUCAGGGUAGUACAGAUAGCCUGAACACUGAGCGGCCCAUGGACACAGCCCCUGCAGGGUUGUGCGCUUUGCCCCCCGGCGGGGCCAGUCCUCGCACCGUUCUGUUCACCGUGGGCUCUCCCCCCAGCAGCGGCACCCCUCCCACCUGUAGCCACCUCGGCACCAGGCCGCGCACCACCUCAGUAGGAUCCAACAGCUCGGCAGGCUCCCUGUGCUCGACCAGCGGCCGCGUCUACAUGGGCUCUCCUCCCGGCAUGGCCAUCGGCACCUCGCCCCCGGGGGCCGAGGCGGCGCCCAGCAGCGUCCGCUACGUCCCCUACGGCACCUCGCCACCCAGCCUGGACGGCUUCAUCACGUUCGAGGCCCCUGAGCUGCCCGAGGAGACCCUCAUGGAGAGGGAGCACACGGAUACGCUGAUGCACCUGCGCAUGAUGCUGUCGUUCACUGACUGCGUGCUGGAGAUUGCGGCGGUGCGGGCUGGGGGCACAGACCUGGGUGUCUCUGCGGCCUCACUGUACCCCCCACAGGAGAGCGUGGUGGUCGACCAGAUUAGCCAGCUCAGCAAAGAGUGGGGGCAAGUGGAGCAGCUGGUGCUGUACAUGAAGGCAGCUCAGCUCCUGGCCUCGUCCCUGCACCUGGCCAAGGCUCAGAUUAAGUCAGCCAAACUCAACCCCUCUUCCGCCGUCAAGCAGGUGGUGAAGAGCCUGAACGAGCGCUACAAGAGCUGCAUCUCCCUGUGCCGGCGCCUCACCGACAAACUCAACCACUUCUUCUCGGACAAGCAGCGCUUCGUGGACGAGAUCAACAGCGUUACGGCCGAGAAACUCAUCUACAACCACGCAGUAGAAAUGGUGCAAGCGGCGGCCCUGGAUGAGAUGUUUCAGCAGACUGAGGACAUUGCUUACCGUUACAACAAAGCAGCUAUGCUUUUGGAGGGGCUUUCCAAGAUCCUGCAGGACCCCGCAGAUAUUGAGAACGUUGCAAAGUAUAAGGCCAGUGUGGACCGGCGGAUCUCGGCUCUCUGUUACUGCACAGUCACCCUGUACGAAUAGCAGAGCUGCAGCCGCCCCCCAGAGAGAUGGACGCCUGCUCUCCCUCUCUCUGAACAGGGACCAUUAUCUGGUGCAUUCACAGCAGCCAGAGGACAAGCCCACAUUCUUCUCGUUUGUAGCAGUUCAAGCACUUUUUUUUGUUUCUUUCCUUUUUUUAAAUUUAGACUCUGUUUUUAGCGUGUGCGUGCCCCCCCCCCUCCAUAAAAUGUCAUAGAACAUUUUUUGUUAUGGCACAACGGACUGAUUUGCCUGUGCAGGAGAUGCACAGGUUUACUACCAAAGAUGAAGACGACAGCAAAGAUGGUGACUUUUUUUUUUCAAAAGAGAGAGAGCCAGAGGACUGGCAUAUGAAAGAAGCCGUCUCCUUCACUUUCAGCAACUUUCGUCAUCUACUAAAGAACUGGUGAGAAGAAUUCACCAGAACUGGUCCGAGAAGGAAAAAGAUGAUUGACCACAACUUUUAGCUUUUUUUUUAAUUUUGUCUCUAUUUUUUAUCAUUGGAAAAUUCUACAAACUGAAACGUGAGGGGAAACGCAACAUGAACUCAAAUCUCACGAUCAAGACUCAAUGUUUUAAUGCAAAUCACCUUAUACGUUAUACGUAUUGUUUUUACGUUGUACCUUAUUCUGUUGCCAUUAUUUAUUGGUGUUGGUAAAGGUAUGCUGUGGGUAAAUGUUGUUACCUGGUCAGAUUGAUUUGCUUCCCUGCAAGACAGGAAACGGUGUGCUUAUCUGACCCUGCAAAAUCAAUUAGCUGCCAGACAGACCUACACACCACACCGCACCGCACCACACCACACCGCACCGCACCACACCACACCACACCACACACUCAGACAUAUGCUGAAAUUGAAAUGCACACCAAAUGCACUAAAAUCUCACAGGCACACAUCAUCAUCACAGCAGCAACUAUUAGGAGCAGAGUAAAACCUGUAGAUUUGUAAUUAGCCCUCUUCAUUGUUUUUACACAGAAGCACUUUAUUAAUGACAAAUGAUGUGAUAUACAUAUGUAAUAAAGAAACACGGAGGAUACUUUCCCUGGAAAGCUUGGGAAUGUGAAGGCUGCGAGCUGAUUGGCUGGUGGAGCGGGGAGAGGAAUUCUGGGUGGGUGGGUGGGUUCCUCCUGGUGCUCCCUCCUUGCCUUCUCCAGCAUCUCUCAGCUCUCCCUCUCAUUGCCAGAUGACCUGCAUAAGCCCUGCCACACAGAGCAGAUUUAUACCCUCAACUCACUCUUACAGGUCAUCCAUAUCACUGGUGUGGUGGUCUGAGAUGAACACAAUACCUUGGAUCUCAGUGAAUCUAAAAUGAAACAUGGCGUCACCUUUUUCUGUGGUUGGGAUGAUGAGCAGGUUUCUCAUGGGGGCUCAGACCCCAUGACUUAGACAAACAGACAAACAAACUGUCAAACUAAAAGCAUGGUCAAAAUACUUGAGUAGUUACUUUAAAGAAAUCUGAAACAUGCUUUUUAAAAAAAAAACACUAAAAAAAACCCAUAAAUAUCUGUAUUAAUACUGUAGCUAAUUUUGGAGACAAUUUUGAUGUUUGCUACUUGUGUACAUAUUUGUAUGUUGUGCAUGUGGUUUGUUUUUCCCCUUUUUUUUGAUGGAGUGAGUGCGUGAGAGCACAGCGUGAGACUGGAAGUGGCGAACAGAAACAUUGGUUGCGCCUCUCACACAAAGAGUACAAUGUUUUUAUUUCACUUUGUUGUUGUUAUUUGUUUUGUAUGGAGAUUUGAUAUCUACCCUUGUACUGCCACGGGUUUUGCUCAAACCCAGAGGCCAACACGUAAGGGAGAUACCUCUGGCUCAACAGCAUGGCAGCUUUAAACCAUCUCUUGUACUGCGACUCUUUUGCCUGAGAUGCAGGAUGAGAUGACCUUUUCAAAAAACAAUUCUCAAAAUAGUCAGUAUCAUGUGAAGCCGGGCAUGAUUACCCAGCAUGCACCUGGAGUCCGCCCCCUACCGUGGAUGCUGGUGUGCCGCGCUCACUAUUGUAUUACUAUAAUGGCACCUCUUGGGUGUGUGAAAGGCCAGUGACGUGACGAGACGUUUUGAGCACAUUUAGUGCUUUAGAAGGUAGUGCUCUCACAUUGUACAUGUGUGAAUAAAAGCCCUGAUGUCCAUUUGCAGAACUGACUGUGGUGGGCCACGGGCCCUGAAGUGGUGUACUGUAUGCUCAGUAGACAUAUCGGAGUUCCUGUGAUAUGACUCUCCUGUCCAACCCUUAUGAGCGCCUGUGCGCUUUAUAUAAUAAUAAAAAAAGCCUUUGCAACAACACAGAGAGAAGUAUGUCUUGCUCUGUGCUUUUUAUUCUUAUGUAAUUUUACCAAAUCCUUGCAUAUCUCUGUAAUAAUAGACCACACUCCUACCUUGUAUGAGUCUGAGGGGAUUGGUGUACAGAGGAUGUAGUAUAAUAAACCGUUGGUACUGAGCACAUGUCGUACCCGUAGAGUUUGUAGAAUGUAUUAACCCUGUCAUUAUAGCGCCUUCCCUGCUCCAAUUGAAUGCGUAGUUACCUAUGGUCAUGGUAAGAGUCUGAGAAGACCAUCAAAUGCAACUGAAUUUCUAAGCUCCUGUUUUCAAUUAAAAAAAAAAUGUUGAUGUUUUAAUCGAUAAUGUGUGUUUCACCAGGGGCAUCUUUCUUUGUUCUGUGUGGAACUUUAGAAAUGCAGCCUUUGUUUAUUAAAAAGGAAAUUUGGAUCA